AUGCACAAAUUCGUUUUGUUCGACCUAGCGAAGAUUGUGGCGUUGAGAAAUGCCGAUUCACAGGUCGACUACAUGCUCAUUGCACUCAACGAGGAUUCGAAGUGUCGCUUCAAAGAAAGGUCAACCAUUGGCUCACCCUCCAAGACUGCUCCUAUUGAAUGCCCACUGGAUAGGAAAAAAUCUCAUUAUCACUGCCUUUACUGUCAAAAACACUUCCUUCAAGUCGACGAUCAUCCAGCUGGAAUCUGCAGACGGCUGCAGAUAUACGAAGCUGCCAAGGGAGUUUGUCAACGACCAUUUUGUAAGCUGAAGAAGAAAACAUUGCAUUUCCAUUGUAUUGUGUGUGAUCAAGGGUUUUCCGAUAAAAGCAAACUGCAAGUCCAUUCACUGAAGCACAGAAUCUACUCGGCUAACCGUUGGUCAUCUGGUACGUCUAAUCCCGGCUUUCCAUGCUCCACAAAGAUCAUUAAGAGAUUGAAAAGUGUCGAAAAUCAUUUUCAGCUAUCACAGACGAGGCUAACUCAACAUCGUCUAUCAUUCACAGACUCUGGCCGGAUUCCCCCUGAGACCCUUUCGAUGACGGCAAAACUUGAUCGUAUGGGAUAUGUCCCACCUCCUCCACCGUACUCCCCAAUUCACUACGAGGUUCUGAUUCAAAUUCCCUCAGAGUACGACGUCAACUCGAAAUGA
Messenger RNA from Haemonchus placei, 690 nucleotides. NCBI's taxonomy places the organism in Eukaryota, Metazoa, Nematoda, Chromadorea, Rhabditida, Trichostrongylidae. The record is from the annotation of a GenBank genome assembly.